This is a messenger RNA of Lycium ferocissimum, 1096 nucleotides long. RefSeq names its product ATP synthase subunit O, mitochondrial. Gene Ontology annotation, biological process: proton motive force-driven mitochondrial ATP synthesis. Gene Ontology annotation, molecular function: proton-transporting ATP synthase activity, rotational mechanism. Bases 121 to 819 code for a protein of 232 amino acids. The record is from RefSeq and is a predicted model, not a curated record. The transcript is spliced from 6 exons. Gene Ontology annotation, cellular component: membrane. Lineage: Eukaryota; Viridiplantae; Streptophyta; Magnoliopsida; Solanales; Solanaceae.
UAAGGCAGUAGGUAAAAUCACAGCCUCUUUGUUUACCCCCUAACCCUCACCCCCUUCAAAAAGAUUCAUACAUCUCUCUCUCUCUGUGAAAAACAAAUCAGAAAAGCUGCUUUCGGUUGAAUGGCAAUGGCAGGGCGUAUUAGAUCUACAGUCCCUAUCGUACGCAAGGCCCUUUCUUCUGAUUCAAGAUCCGCUCUUUAUCCCCAGUUGUCAAGAAAUUAUGCUACUGCCCCAGCCAAAGAGCAAAAAGUUAAGGUUCCUGUGACGAUGUAUGGGGUUUCUGGGAAUUAUGCCUCAGCUUUGUACAUCGCAGCUGUAAAAGCUAAUGCAUUGGAUAAGGUUGAGACCGAGCUUUUGGACCUUAUUGAGGCUUCAAAGACAAGUCCUAAAUUUUCUCAGUUUAUGAAGGAUCUAUCUGUACCUACGGAUACGAGAGUGAAGGCCAUGACUGACAUCGCUUCACAGGCUAAAUUUGGAGAUCUCACAAAGAACUUCUUGGUUGUUUUGGCUGAAAAUGGGAGGCUGAAGCAUGUUGAUGCCAUAGCAAAAAGGUUUGCAGAGUUAACCAUGGCACACAAGGGGGAACUUAAAGCCACUGUAACAACUGUUAUUCCACUUCCUCCAGAAGAGGAGAAAGAAUUGAAGGAGACAUUGCAAGAGGUGAUGGGAAAAGGGAAGAAAGUGAACAUUGAACAGAAGAUUGAUCCUAGCAUUCUUGGUGGGCUUGUGAUAGAAUUUGGCCAGAAAGUUUUUGACAUGUCAAUAAGGACUAGGGCACGCCAGAUGGAGAGACUAUUGAAGGAACCUAUCAACUUCUGAUUGCGUGAAAGCCCAUUUUAGUUAUUUUACCCUUUUGUGGUUUUAGCUGAAGAUGAGCAUUCUCUUACUUUGGACUGCUUGAGGUGUUUCUUUCUCAUACAAUGUUCUUCUUCUUGCACAAAUAAAAGCACACUUUACAUUUGAAUCUUCCAAAGGAAAGCCUUGAUGAGGAUCAUUUUUAUUUUUUUUGCAUGAAGGUUUAUGGAAGUGUUAUCUAUGUGUACUCACUCGUGUAUCAAACCUUCUUUAGAGUUUGAAUAACAUCUUCCUUUGUUUA